This is a messenger RNA of Seriola aureovittata, 4789 nucleotides long. Its product is annotated as glycogen debranching enzyme-like. Gene Ontology annotation, biological process: glycogen catabolic process; glycogen biosynthetic process. Gene Ontology annotation, molecular function: amylo-alpha-1,6-glucosidase activity; 4-alpha-glucanotransferase activity. The transcript is spliced from 33 exons. The record is from RefSeq and is a predicted model, not a curated record. Lineage: Eukaryota; Metazoa; Chordata; Actinopteri; Carangiformes; Carangidae. The coding region runs from base 57 to 4640 and encodes 1527 amino acids.
AUCAGACAGCGUGUUGGAGAGCAGCUGACAGAACCGAGGCUGCUGCUGUCACUGACAUGGAGACUCUGGAACCAGCUCUGUUCCGCCUGGAACAAGGCUUCGAGCUGCAGUUCCGUCUCGGCCCCUCCCUUCAGGGUAAGAGCGUCCAGGUGUACACCAACUACCCCCCCAAAGACCAGGAGUUUGACCGUCUGCAGUUCCGUCCUUUGGACUGGGUCUAUCCCAACAGCCAGGAGGAUGACUGUGACAAAUACUGCAGACUGGACUUGAGGGUGGCUGGGUCCUACCAGUAUUACUUCUCCUGUGGGGACACAGAGAGAGUAGGGGGGGGUUACAUCGUCGUUGAUCCAGUGCUGAGAGUGGGGGCCAACAAUGACAUCCUCCCCCUGGACUGCAUCAGCUGCCAAACAUACGUGGCCCAUGGUGUCGGACCCCUGGACUCAUGGCUCGACAGGGUCAGGGUGGCAAAGGAGACCGGCUACAACAUGAUCCACUUCACCCCGCUGCAGAAGCUCGGCUCAUCUGGAUCCUGCUACUCCAUAUCUGAUCAGCUGGAGUUAAACCCCGCCUUCUCACCUGGUGGGAAGUCAUACACCUGGAGAGACGUUGGUGAUCUGGUGGAGAUGCUGAGGAGAGACUGGAACAUGGUCUGCAUCACUGAUGUCAUCUACAACUACACAGCUGUUGACAGUGAGUGGAUUCACCUCCAUCCUGAAUGUGGCUAUAACCUGGUGAACUCUCCUCACCUGAAGCCAGCGUGGCUCCUGGACAGAGCUCUGUGGCACCUCAGCUGUGAGGUGGCUGAUGGGAAAUAUACUGAACAGGGAGUCCCAGCACUGAUUGAACAUGAGCAGCACAUACAUGCUCUGUGCUGUGUACUGUGGCAGCAGGUCUUCUCCAGGCUCAGGCUUUGGGAGUUUCUGCAGGUCAGUGUGGAUGCAGCUGUGGAGCAGUUCAGACAGCUGCUGGAGGCAGGUAGUUUAGGUGACAGGUCCAGGUCCAGGUCCAGGUCCAGUCCAGAGUGUAAGAAGCAGCUGAAGGUGGUGCAGGACCCUGAGCAUCGACGCUUUGGAAACACAGUGGACAUGAACUCUGCCCUGGACAUAUUCACACCUGACAGCACCAGUCUGAGUCUUUCAGUCAUCCAGGACUGCUGCAGCUGUUUCAGGAGGAGACUGGAGGAGCUGAACUUUGACCUUUACAAAGAGAUGAAACAACAUGCAGAGCAGGCGACCAACUGCAUUGUGGGAGGUGUGGUUUCUGAGCGUCUUGCUGAUGAGGGACCUAAACUGGGUCCAAUCACAAGGAGACACCCUCUCUGUCCCAGGUAUUUCACCUUUCCUUUUGAGGACAUGAGCUUUGAUAAAGAAGUGCAGCUGAUGGAGCAGAGAGAGAAGGCGUGUCACUUCCUGGCUCAUGACGGCUCUGUGACAGGAAGUGAUCUGCAGAGGAACGCAGCUGAACCAGACUCUGAGGUCUACCUGCGGAGAGAACUGGUCUGUGAGGAGAACACUGUCAAACUUCGUUAUGGAGACAAACCAGAGGACUGUCCUUACCUGUGGACUCGUAUGAAGACGUACACAGAGACUAUAGCUGAGGCCUUCUCUGGUGUUUGUCUGCUCAACUGCCCCUCCACCCCCCUGCAUGUGACUGAGGUGAUGCUUGCAGCAGCCAGAGCCAUCAGGCCUAACCUCUACGUGAUAGCUGAUCUCUGGACCGGCAGCCAAAACACUGACCAUGUCUUUGUAAACCGCCUGGGAAUCACCAGUGUGCUGAAAGAUGCUGCAGGUGCUGCAGACAGUCAGGAGGGAGGACACUGGCUGUCCUGGUUUAGGGGGGAGCCUGUGGGGGCCUUUGUCCAGCCCAGCCUUCGGCCCCUGGUCCCAGCUGUGGCUCACACUAUGUUCAUGGACAUCAGCCCCAACAAUCACAGUCCCAUCCAGUUGGUGAAUGUGGAUUUGAACACAGUCUCAGCCUUUGACCUGUUGUUCCAGAGGAGUUCACUUUCCGACUUCCUGCCCAGCUCCGCUCUGGUGUCCAUGGCCUGCUGUGCUACAGGAAGCAGCAGAAGAUACGACGAGCUGCUCCCUCAUCAGGUCUCUCAGGACCAUCAGUACACCAGCUGGAGCUCAGAGGACCAGGUCAGUCUGCAGACCUGGAUCAUGGCUGCCAAGCUGUCCCUGAACAGGCUGCACCAGGAUCUGGCUGCUGAGGGCUUCACACAGGUGUAUGUGGAGCACCUGGGAGGGGGCGUGGCCACAGUGACCAGACACUGUCCCAGUACCCAUGAGUCAGUGGUUGCUGUGCUACGAAGACCGGUCAAGAAGCCAGAGAGAUUCCAUUACGCAGAUGACGUUCCACUUGUCCUCAUCCCAGGUGUGAUUAAAGAAGUGGUGCUGGAGGCCCGGACCGCUGUGAACAACACUACAGAUGACAGCAGCCUGCCAGUCUGCACUGUGGAGAUCAGAGAACACAUCCAGGUGAAGGACAGUCAGCUGGUGAAGAAGACCGACGUGGUGUCCAGACACAACACAGAUGUUCAGGAGUUAAUGUUGGAGAAGUUCACUCCAGGCAGCAUCAUCAUCUUCAGAGUGACUCUGGAGCCCAGGUCCCAGGAGCAGCUGGGGGCCCUGAGACGCCACCUGAUCCAGUUCAGUCCUCAGUACCAGACCGGCAGCCUGGCUGAACACAGCACUCCCCCCAUCCUCACCCAGCCGCUGAUGACCAUCAUGUCCAGACUGACCCUGAUUGACAUGAACAUGCUGCUGUACCGCUGUGAUGCUGAGGAGGGGGAGGAGGGGGGAGGGUGCUACAACGUCCCCUCAUGGCUACGUCUCAACUACGGAGGCUUACAAGGGCUGAUGUCAGUGAUGGCUGAUAUCCGACCCCACAACGAUCUGGGACAUCCUUUCUGUGACAACCUGAGACAGGGGGACUGGAUGAUGGACUACGUCUCCAACAGAUUGUUGUCCAAGGGUGGAGCAGUGGAAGAGGUAGGCCGCUGGUUGCAGGCCAUGUUCGUCUACCUGAGACACCUCCCCCGCCACCUUGUUCCCUGCUACUUUGACGCGAUCGUCCAGGGUGUCUACACCACGGCUCUGGAGGCUGCAUUCAAACUCAUGUCCAGCUUUGUGCAGAAUGGUUCCACCCUGGUCAAACAGCUGGCUCUGGGCUCAGUGCAGAUGUGCGGUGUGUAUCACAGCUGGGCUCUGCCCCCACCCUCUCCUCACCUGAGGAAGGUCACAUGUCCUGAUGACUUCACUGAACAGGAGGAGCUGGGUUGUGUGUCGCUGGCAGCAGGUCUUCCUCACUUCUGUUCGGGGAUGUUUCGUUGUUGGGGUCGUGACACCUUCAUCUCCCUCAGAGGACUGAUGUUACUGACCGGCAGACACCUGGAGGCUCGGAACAUCAUCCUGGCGUUUGCUGGAAUGCUGCGUCACGGCCUGAUCCCCAACCUGCUGGGUCAAGGAGGCGCGGCCCGCUACAACAGCAGGGACGCAGUGUGGUGGUGGCUGCAGUCCAUCCAGGAGUUCUGCUCUCUGGUCCCUGAUGGAGUGUCCAUCCUCCAGUGUCCCGUCUCCAGGACGAACCCCGACUGUGUGUCAGAGCCUCCGCCUGCUGCAGCAUCGGAUCAGCUGCUGUACGAUGUGAUCCAGGAGGCCAUGCAGAGACACAUGGAGGGGAUCCGGUUCAGAGAGAGUGGAGCUGGUCCUCAGUUAGACCCCAACAUGGCUGAGGAAGGAUUCACUGUGGAGGCUGGAGUGGACCAGACCACCGGCUUCAUCUAUGGAGGAAAUCCUCUCAACUGUGGAACGUGGAUGGACAAGAUGGGAGAGAGUGAGAGGGCGCACAACAAGGGAGUCCCUGCUACUCCCAGGGAUGGCUCUGCUGUGGAGAUAGUGGGUCUGUGUAAGUCUGCUGUUCGGUGGCUGGUGCAGCUCCACACCAGCGGACACUUCCCCUACACAUCAGUCAACAUCUGUAGAGCAGGACAGACGCUCUCUGUGUCAUACGUGGACUGGGACUGUAAGAUCCAGGAAAACUUUGAGAAGAAGUUCUACAUUUCUCAUGAUCCCCAGGACGCUGAGGAGAAACACUCAGACCUGGUCCACAAGAGAGGGAUCUACAAGGACAGUGUUGGAGCCUCCAGCCCCUGGUGUGACUUACAGCUGCGGCCCAACUUCCCCAUCGCCAUGGUGGUGGCUCCUGAGCUGUUCACUGUGGACAGAGCCUGGGGGGCCCUGGGUGUAGCUGAGAAAAAGCUGCUGGGGCCCCUGGGGAUGAAGACCUUGGACCCUGAUGACAUGGUGUACUGUGGAGUAUACGACAACAACUUGGAUAGUGACAACUUCAACCAGGCGAAGGGCUUCAGCUACCAUCAGGGUCCAGAGUGGCUGUGGCCCGUCAGCUACUUCCUGCGCGCCAAACUUUACUUUGCCAAGAAAAUGGGGAAGGAGACAGUCGAGAAAACUGUUACCAUGAUGAAACACGUCCUAUCUCGUCAUGCUGUUCACCUGGAGAGGUCUCCAUGGAAGGGUCUCCCUGGACUGACCAAUGAGAGUGGUCGGCACUGUCCCUUCAGCUGUGAGAGCCAAGCCUCGUCCAUUGGAACCAUGCUGGAGGUCCUGUAUGACCUUUGACCUUUGCUGCAAACACAUCAACAAUGACGUUGACCUGCCACACACACACACACACACACACACACACACACACACACACACACACACACACACACACACAAAGCGUGAUAAAAAGCUCACUAUCAAUAAAUCAUGAGAUGUGUUAUUUC